UAUUGCUCCUGAAAAACAGGAAAGGUUACUAACUGCCUCUCAAAUAUUCCUUUUCCAUUUGCUUUUUAAAGAGUCACUCUAAUUCAGGGGGCCAUUUUGUCCAGUUAUGAAACCUCUCCUUGUGCUAGUGCUCUGCUGUAGUUUCUUUUCAAGCAGAGCCACCCCUCUUCCAUUCGAGUUUUCAGACUGUGAUGACUCCGAUGUCUUGGAAGCUGUCGACACAGCACUGAAGAAAUACAAUGGAGACAGAACAACUGGUAAUCAAUUUGCUCUAUAUAUGGUGAUGGAAGCCAAAAAAACAGCAGGUCCUGACACACAAUUCUAUGUGAAAUAUAAAAUACGAGAGACCACUUGUGCCACUGAGGAAAAGAAACACUGGAAAGACUGUGAUUACAAAGUACCUGCAGAAGCUGGAACUGGAGAAUGCACAGCUCGAGUUCACAUCAAUAAGGAUGAAAAAACAAGUAACGUUUCACAAGAUUGCAAAACUGUUCCAGCUGCGACAAAGAUAACGCUCACUGAGGCUAUAUGUCUUGGAUGCUUUCAACAUAUAUCAAGUGACUCUUUACAAGUGUCAGAAAUUCUGAAACAAGCCAUUCAAAAGUUUAACAGUCACGGUGAUGAAGUUGCCCUUUUUAAACUUGUUGAAAUAAAAGAAGCAAAACGACAGGUGGUAGCUGGAUGGAAUUAUAUAAUUAAAUAUGAAAUCAAGGAGACUAAUUGUUCCAAAGACCAAUUUCAAGAUUUAAGUCCAGAGUGCAAAACCACUUCUACAGGGCGUGUAGGUAACUGUGAGACCAAAGCAUAUGAAAGUCUUAAUGCACAGAUCACAGAUAUUGCAAGUCAAUGCAAGUUUCCAGCUGAAGAAACGGUAAAUCCUCCCACUCUCAUUUGUGCUGGUUGUCCAAGGACUAUCCCAAAAGACAGCCGAGAACUGAAAGAGCUACUGGAGGUUUCUAUGGAGAAGUACAAUUUGGAGACCAAUGAUGAUUUCUACUAUAAAGCUGGAGACAUAGAAGCAGCAACAGUUCAGGUGGUUGCAGGAAAAAACUACCAUAUAAUAUUUACAGUCAAGAAGACAAACUGCUCAAAGAAAGAGUUUGAAAAACUUCAUGAAGACUGUGAUGCCACACCUAACAGUGUACCAUUGAAAUGUGAAGCACAAAUUUAUGUGGUCCCAUGGGAGAAUAAAAUCUUGCCCCAGGUUAACUGCACUAAAGAGUAUUUACCGACUCUCCUUGCAAGAAGGCCUCCUGGAUUCACCCCCUUCCGAACAGCAUCCUUUAUACAGUAUCAGCCAGCUAAAACAACAUCCUCUGACAAAAAUGAAGGAGAAAGUCAAACACCUAGCAAAGAAACAAGAAAAGAUGAUGGACAUGGACCAGAAGGUGAAGGUGAACCUGAGCAUAAACACAGGCAUAAACAUGGGCAUAAACACAGGCAUGGAUUUAAAAAGGAUCAUGCGUCUGACAAAAGGCAUGGGCAGGACACUGAUUGUGGGCACCAAACUGGCCAUGGGUGUGGGCAUCGACAACACAGUAAACAUGGUAAACAUAAACAUCCAAAACCCAAAUCUUCCGAGGAAUCGGAUGAAAGGGUUUUUAAUCACAUGGAAACCCUCCCACCAUCCACUGCUGAAAUGGUGUCAGAGCUAGUUACUCCCGGGGCUGCAAGACAUGCAAGUAGUAUUCCUGCAGAAACGGUAACUCUUCCUCAUACUUUUUUAUUUAAUGGGUUGCCAGAUCACUCAGAGUCUCCUCUUCCCCGAUGUCCUGGAAAACCAUGGAAGCCAAUUAUGGACCUCCCAGUUCCUUCUAGCUUUCCCAGAGAACUUACAGAUGAAGACCUCUUACCUUCUGCAGUAGAAAACAUCGAUCCAACAACAGAAAACUCAAAUCCUACCCAAAAUGAAGAGACAAGCUUCGACCUUUCAGAUGCUUUACAAUAAUUCAAACAUUGUAUGAUCCUCUUCUGAGGCCACACAUAGAAAAUCAAAAAAUUAUUGUCCUUUAAAAUCUAUAAAAUACUAGAGGCAAAAAGCUCCUAUUCUGUUAGCUAAGAUAUUCAAAUAGGUCCCAACACUUCUAGAGACCUAAGACCACGAGUCUGUGUUUGCACAUCUUUGCACAUACGACAAAGCUGUAAAACAGGCAUGGCAUCAUGGAUGCAGAACCAGUCUAUUGAAGGGAAUCCAGGACAAGUCAACAGCCUUCUGCUGUAGACGUUACAGUAGUAACUCACUCAUCUGUCUCGAGAUGCUAUAACCACACAGUGAAUCACUGCAUCAAAUCUCACUAUAUUAUGCUUAAAACAAUGGCAUAAAGAAUUUUGCAAAUUACAUGAAGAAUCUCAACCAAAUAUUUCUGAUGGGUAAGACAAAAGCAAGCCAUUAUAGAACAAGGAUGCCUUCUUUAGAUAUCUAAAAUAAUAUGUCUCUGAUUUACUUGACUGAAAAUUUUUUAAGCACAAAACAAAACACAGGAACCUGGUUUACCUGUCAAUGUCUUUACUCUAAUUAAUAUUCCCAUCAGUCUAUCACUAGCAGGUGAUCUUGUUCGAAGAGUUAAUAGGGGCAGCUGACAGAAACCUAAAUAAAGUAUAUUCCCCACGUGUAGUAUAUUAACUACACAGCAGAGGCACUAUCGACUGACAAAUUUUCAUGUGGCAGAGGUGCACAAAUACUGUAGAUCAGAUGACAGAAUUGAAAACACUUGAGAUACCUAAAAGUUGUCUGACCUCUUCCAUUACAAGGGUUAGCUUAACUCUGGAAUCUACCAAAGGCUGAGCUCUUGAUGGGAAUCUUAGCUAAAAAGUACCAAAUAUUUCUGGCAAAUAAUGCCAUGAAAAUACAAUGUUUUCACGCUGUGUGGAUCCGAUAACUCAUUCAGCUGGAAAAACAGCCAGCAAUAAACAAAUAAAUAUUUUAACAUCAGAUCAGUUCACCAAUCUGAACCACUGCUCAGUCAUCUUAAAAGUUAUUGAAAGGGUGAGGUGCUACAAAUGGUUAACACUUAAAUGGUUCUGCUGUGUAAAGGACCACAAAGAAUGAAACUACAGUCUAGGUAUCCUCCAACACAGCUGCAGAGACAGAACAGUAUAUUCUCUGAAAUUGUUCAUCCCCACUGUUGGGAUUGGGGUGGCAUCAAGACUAUAUAACCAACAGCUAGAAAUGUGCCCUUCUGUUGUGUACUGCACUUCUACUGCCAUCACCCCACUGGUGAGAAAGAACUAGAUAGACAAAGACUGAUACAGAAUGUAGAACAGAUAGAUGAACAGGGCCAGGAGCCUUGUCAAGAGGGGUAGGGGAGGCUCUUGAAGAAGAUAUUUACAAGGAGAGGUCAGAAGUCAGAGCUGGAAAGGACAGGAGCAUCAGUGGAAUGAUGUGGGAAUGGGUGAAGAACAGAAAAGAGCAGAAUCUUAGUGGCAAGGAUGGAAACAGAGUGAAUGGGAUGGACAAGAGACCGGGGGUGGGGGGUGGGGGGGGGAGGGUAGCACUGUCAAGAAGCAAAAAGGGGAAAGAGCUGGAGAGAGGAGGUAAAAGCAAAAGAAAACAGCAAGAGCCCACUGUGGGGGGACUCUCUAACCUUGAGAGGACAGUCCCCUACAAAUCACAGAACUGAACUCACACUUCAUGAAUCUAAACAUUCCCUUGCUGUACAACCCACUGACAGUGCACACACGCCUUCCCUCUCCAGUGCCUGCUUCCUACCAAUGUCAACAACCUUCUGUGUUCAGUUACUUCCCUACCUCAAGUGGUAGCUAUCAACACUGUGACUGAAAGAACUCAGCCAUUCUGAUAAUCUACAUUGAAGUAGAGUCAGUAUGAUUUUGCAUUUGCAAUUUCUUUUCAAUUUUUCAAUUAAUUGUAUCAAAAGCUACAUUGAAGUUAUAUUUUAAAAGACGUGAACUCAAAAAUUAGAAAAUGUCCCUAUGAAUCUAAAUUCAGCCUGGUUACCUGCAUCUAAACAUUUCUUUAACACAGUUUAAUUGUCUGCUAUAUAUGCAUAUAUUACACAGAAAACGACCUGCUGUGACUGGAUGAUAUAUGAGAAACAUUGCAUUUUCCUUUCUUUUUGAAAACAAAGCUAGCAAUCUUUAACAAACCAAACAGCUUAGCUGGAGCUUCAUGGUAAGGUAAGAUAUAAAAUUAAGAACUCUUGGAUCUAUCACUAAUCAGAUCUUGUAGCUUUUUCAUUCACUUCCUUCCUUGCAGGAUAAAAUGCAAAAUCUAUCUCCUUUUUAGCCCAUGACAGAUACUAAACUUAUGAAGCUAGGCAAAGGGAUAUCUAGAGAGUUAUCUUCAGUUGUCUGCUUCUCUUCUUUUUCCUGAAUAAUGACUAUUAUGAUUUGGGCUGUAACUGGGAAUUUUUUCUGUAUGUGACAUUAUUAAAAGGACUAUAAGCUUGAAACAGUUUCUCUU
Messenger RNA from Dromaius novaehollandiae (emu), 4420 nucleotides. RefSeq names its product kininogen 1 (gene KNG1). Lineage: Eukaryota; Metazoa; Chordata; Aves; Casuariiformes; Dromaiidae. The transcript has 10 exons. Gene Ontology annotation, biological process: positive regulation of cytosolic calcium ion concentration; negative regulation of blood coagulation; negative regulation of endopeptidase activity. The record is from RefSeq and is a predicted model, not a curated record. Gene Ontology annotation, molecular function: cysteine-type endopeptidase inhibitor activity. Bases 107 to 1948 code for a protein of 613 amino acids. Gene Ontology annotation, cellular component: blood microparticle; extracellular region.